AUGUCAGAGGCCCUCUGCGGCGUUUGCGCCGCCGAGCCCAAGAAAUACAAAUGUCCAACCUGCGCACUCCCAUACUGCUCUCUCAACUGCUUCAAGCUGCACAAAACCACACAUCCCGAACCCGCUCCCUCAUCAAAACAACCUCCCUCCGAAAUCACCCUACCACAACCACCACCCCCAGCCCCGAUACCACGCUACCUCAAGAAGAAAACAGACUUCUCCGCCCUUGCCACGAGCUCAAAGUUCCAGGACUUGCUCAAGACAUACCCGACACUAUUGGCCACACUCCAACGCGUCUAUGCGGCUACCAUCGAGCCUGACCCCGAGGACGAGAUGCGCCGGCGCAGAGGUGGGUUCAGAGGGCGCGGAUCAAGGGGUCGGGGAAGAGGGAGGGGGAGGGGUGGCUUUGAUGAUAGGGAUGGGAGGUGGACGCAGAAGAAGGGGGAUGCAGAUGGGAUGAGGAUUCUGAAGGGGUUGAGAAGCGGGGAGGAGGAUGGGGGGAUGAAGGCAUUUGUGGGGUUGGUGGAUGAGAUGUUUGGGAAGGAUAAGGAGGUGGAGGGCGAGUGA
This is a messenger RNA of Parastagonospora nodorum SN15, 567 nucleotides long. RefSeq lists its product as hypothetical. The coding region runs from base 1 to 567 and encodes 188 amino acids. The transcript is spliced from 2 exons. NCBI's taxonomy places the organism in Eukaryota, Fungi, Ascomycota, Dothideomycetes, Pleosporales, Phaeosphaeriaceae. The record is from RefSeq and is a predicted model, not a curated record.